Drosophila ficusphila is the source of this 2663-nucleotide messenger RNA. RefSeq lists its product as uncharacterized. The record is from RefSeq and is a predicted model, not a curated record. Lineage: Eukaryota; Metazoa; Arthropoda; Insecta; Diptera; Drosophilidae.
UAGUUAUGUUAUUUUUGUAAGACCCUUAGCAAUGCACGUCAGCUGCCUAAAUUGAAAUUAAAUUCCCUAUUUUAUCUCUUUUUGUUAGUUAGUUGCUAGUUGCUUCCGCGAAAUUAAAGCCGCAUGGAGAACCAAGCGAAGGCGGUGGCCCUGCGCACCUGGCGCCGCAUCCUGGACCACCUCUCGCGGAUCAAGGGAUGCGAGAUUCCGCAGAGGGAGACCAGCUGGUACCGCGGACUGACCCCGUCCCAGCUGGCGGCUGCGAGCAGCCUGUCCACCAUCCUGCCGGACAACAUGGACGAGAACACGGCCUCCGGGGUGGCGAAGCUGAUCGGGCACAUGGGCCUGCACCCGGCGCCCUCGUUGAAAACCCUCUGCCAGGCGAUCCAGCUGAGCCGGGGCAACGACCUGGCCUUCCUCUGGUUCCUCAUGGAGCUGUGCUACAAGACGCCCAACCACGGAGAGACCUACAGUGCCAACGAGCAGAUCAUCAUGUCGGCCAUCUUCCGCCUGGACCUCCUCCCCACUCUGAGGGAGCUGGACCGCUGGCUCCCCCUCCCCCACUCCUCGAAGGCGCACAGGGACAAGGCGGAGGCCCGGAGGAAAAGGAGCCAGGGGCUGAGGAAGGAGAGGGAGCGGGAGCGCCAGAAGGAGCAGGCCAGAAAGGCCAAGGUGUCCUCUCCGCUUUCGCCCUACUUCCAGGAGCACAACAUCAGCGGAAGGCUGAGGAGCGAGCGAAGACUGCUCUCCGAGUAUCCCAGCACCCCAGCGCUUCUCUUCGGAAUGGAGGAGGAGCCCGAGUCCCAGUUGUGGACCCGCUGGUUCGGAAGCUAUAACCUCAGCGAGGCCCAUCGGAUCGGAAUGUCCAUAGUGCUGCGGGAAAUAAACAGCAUUUUCGAGUCCUUCAAGGCAGCCUGUCUGCCUCCUCGCGAGGUGGAGUCCUUGUGCGCCCACCACCAGCACAUCCGCGAGAUGGAGAAGUCCUUGAAGGCGCAGAUGGAGCUGAUAAAGCGGCGGAAGUGCGAGGAGCUCGUCAACGCCAGCAAUCGAUUGCAGGAAAGAAAGCGGAAGCGAGUGAUUCAGGAGCUGGAAGACAUGAGUGCCUGCUACUUGAAGCGCUUCCAGGAGAUGGCAGCCAGGGCCAGGUUGGCCUCCACCAGGAAACAGCUCUUUGGCGGCAGUUUCGCCAAGGCCUCCCCCUUCUGCUACUCGAAAAUUGGACAGAAGUGCGACGACUUCGAGGAGGAAAGAUGUCAGACCUUCGAGGCGGACGCGCCACCAGAAAGGGAUUCCGGCCAACAUCACAGGAAUUCAAGCAGGUGCAGUAGGUCCAGGACAAGGCUGGCCAGUGGAGCCCAGCGGAAGGUUAAGUCGAAGUCCAGGUCGAGAUCUCGAUCGAGGAGCAGAUCCAAAACGAGGAGGAAGAUGAAGAGAAGCACCACGGAAAAGUCUAAAGUUGUGGAGGAGAAGCCCCCUCGCAAAAAGGGGAAAGACGAAUUCGAGGACAUAGAAGUCAGGUUGUUGGAAGGAGACAAGCCCAUCCUGCCAGGAUGUCCCGACUUCAACCCGGAGAUAAUAGAGUGCGCCAAGUGUCACACCUUCGAUCCCCGAAAGAGUGCGCCCGGAAAACAAUCCAUGGAGCACCGUCCCAGCAGCCUGAUGCAGUUCCUCCGAUUGUGCGGCUCUGAGAAGAUUGAGAUGGAGCGUUCUGUCCUCGAACAGGAUACGAAUCCCUCCCAUUCUGCUCAGAGCCCCAAGCCGAGUGUCCAGCUCUUGGAACUGGGACCUCCGGGAGGCGGGGGCGUGAGGUUCAACUAUCGCGAGCUGUUUGGCUCGAUGCACAGGACUCAUUUGGACGACGAGAGGAGCCGUCUGAAGGAGGCCUUUGUGCGGGCCAUCGACGACGAUGUCCAGUACCUCAGUGCUGCUUUGAAUGGGGAGGAGGAGGGCUCCAUAGACGCUCUGGUGGAUCGGGCGGCCAAGCGGGUUUUCGCCGAGGAUGUGAAGGCUUUUCACAAAGAGCUGCAGAAGUUGCAGAGCAGAAGGGCUGCAAAGGCCAGAACGGAGUCACGGCUAGACUUCGGCCAGGAGUUCUACGAUCCCGAUAACAUCCCUCUGAUGAGGGAGAUGCUAAGAUUGGGCCUCGAAAAGGUGGCUCAGGACAAGAGGUACGUGCUGCCCACCCUGCCCAACGUGCACUCACUUCCCUACCUCAUCGAAUGGAUUCGACUCCGCUACGGAAAGCGGUACUCGCACAGGGAGAAGGAAAGGAUCCUGGCUAAGGACAAGCUGGUCAUGGACCAGAUGACCUGGCUUAUGCAGACCAGCCUGGUGAACAUCCCGUCGCUCCCCUUUACGGACAACGUGAGGAACCUGGGCAAACUGAGGGAGGUGGCCAAUAGACAGAGGGAACGGCACACCAACCACUUCCUGGAAGCCAUGAUGGAGGUGGAGAGGGUCUUCUACUCCGCCAUGAAGCCCCAGUUCUGCCCAAUGGGUACGGAGUCCACCUUUCUGGCCUACCUGCCCGCUCACUUCUUUGACCUGGGCUUCACCAUCAAAAAUCAGGGUGAAGAACAGGGAGUUUUCCAUUAACCUCUACCUCUUGUUACUUAAAGAAGACUUCUCGGAAUGUAGUUUUAAUUAAGAUAUAUGUGGCAGUA